UUUCAAGUCCCUCCAUUUUGUUGUAUGUGCUGUUGGCAAGAGAAGUGCAAAAAAAAAACUGUGUCGUUUAUAACGAUAAUCUAGCAAUGGACGGUAUGGGAGAUGUUGCAGUUGGUGUGAAGAGAGGAUCAGAUGAGCUGAUGUCAACCAGUGUCUACAACAGUGGAUCUGACAUGAGCAGUAUCGGUGACGUUACAGCCAAUGGGAGCGACAGUAAGUCCAAUGGGAGCGACAGUAAAAAGCUGAGAGUGGAAGACCGGAUGGAGGCCCCUCCCUCUCGUGUGCUGCACAUCAGAAAACUGCCCAAUGAAACUUCAGAAUCGGAGGUCAUUGCCCUGGGGUUACCUUUCGGGAAGGUCACAAAUAUCCUGACGCUUAAGGGGAAAAACCAGGCUUUCUUGGAGCUGGGGACAGAGGAAGCAGCGAUAACCAUGAUCAACUACUACUCUACUGUGACACCGCAUGUUCGAAACGUCCCCGUAUUCAUUCAGUAUUCCAACCACAAAGAACUGAAAACAGAUAGUGGAAACCAGCGUGCCCAGGCGGUCCUGCAGGCGGUGUCAGCGGUCCAAGGAGGAGGUACUCCCGCGUCGGGCUCCAUUGUAGAUCUGACCGCUGCGUCCAGCCCUGUGCUCAGAAUAAUCAUCGACAACAUGUUCUACCCAGUCACUCUGGAUGUGCUGCAGCAGAUCUUCUCAAAGUUUGGCACGGUCAUGAAGAUCAUCACAUUCACCAAGAACAAUCAGUUCCAGGCUCUGCUGCAGUUCAACGACCCACCCACCGCCCAGCAAGCCAAAAUAGCCCUGGAUGGUCAGAACAUCUACAACUCGUGCUGUACGCUCCGCAUCGACUACUCCAAGCUGGUCAACCUGAACGUGAAGUACAACAACGACAAGAGCCGCGACUACACCCGGCCAGAGCUCCCUGCAGGGGACGGACAGCCUGCCAUAGACCCCAACAUGGCUGCUGCCUUCCAAGGCAAGGACUCCAACUCUCUGCUCGGUGGCUUGAGUCCUCUGAAUGCUGCCGCGGCGGCGGCUGCUGCUGCAGGGAGGGUAGCUCUGUCCGGUCACUCUGGCUCCAGUGGCGUGCUCCUGGCCUCCAACCUCAACGAAGAGAUGGUUACACCCCAAAGUCUGUUUACUCUCUUCGGGGUGUAUGGUGAUACCCAGAGGGUGAAGAUCCUCUACAAUAAGAAAGACAGUGCUCUGAUACAGAUGGCUGAUUCCAACCAAGCCCAGCUAGCCAUGAGUCACCUGAAUGGGCAGAAGAUGCAUGGGAAACCAAUCAGGGUGGCUCUGUCUAAGCACACCUCGGUGCAGCUGCCCAGGGAUGGACUGGAUGACCAGGGCCUCACCAAAGACUUCACCAACUCGCCCCUGCACCGCUUCAAGAAGCCUGGCUCCAAGAACUUCCAGAAUAUUUUCCCUCCCACCACUACUCUUCACCUCUCCAACAUCCCAACGGACGUUUCCGAGGAAGACCUCCGACUGCUCUUCUCCAACGCCGGGGGAACCGUGAACGCAUUCAAGUUCUUUCAGGAUCACAAAAUGGCGCUGCUCCAGAUGUCAACUGUGGAAGAGGCCAUCCAGGGUCUGAUCGACCUCCACAACUACAACAUGGGCGACAACCAUCACCUGAGAGUCUCCUUCUCCAAAUCCACCAUCUAAACUUAUUGCAUAAUGAUCGAUCCUCCACAACAUCCACCGCUUUCUGUUUUCCCUAGCAGAUUUUGGCUGGCAUUUGUUAAACCCUGUUGACUCGUUCCAGACUCUGGGGACCACAUUUGGACCUUUUAUUGUUUCUUUCUAAGUGUCAUCAGUCAUUCCUUCAGAGAACCAGAAACCCAAACCGGGGGGAGGAAAUGUUGUACUUCUAUGUUUUGAGGACAUUUUAACCCCUUCACCUGAUCCUGACCCCUGUGUUAGUCCCAUACCCUCUGAUCCUGACCCCUGUGUUAGUCCCACACCCUCUGACCCCUGUGUUAGUCCCACACCCUCUGACCCCUGUGUUAGUCCCACACCCUCUGACCCCUGUGUUAGUCCCACACCCUCUGACCCCUGUGUUAAUCCCACACCCUCUGACCCCUGUGUUAAUCCCACACCCUCUGACCCUGACCCCUGUGUUAAUCCCACACCCUCUGACCCUGACCCCUGUGUUAAUCCCACACCCUCUGAUCCUGACCCCUGUGUUAGUCCCACACCCUCUGACCCUGACCCCUGUGUUAAUGCCAUAGCCUCUGAUCCUGACCCCUGUGUUAAUCCCAUAGCCUCUGAUCCUGACUCCUGUGUUAACCCCCCUGACCCCUGUGUUAAUCCCAUAGCCUCUGAUCCUGACCCCUGUGUUAAUCCCAUAGCCUCUGAUCCUGACUCCUGUGUUAACCCCCCUGACCCCUGUGUUAAUCCCAUAGCCUCUGAUCCUGACUCCUGUGUUAACCCCCCUGACCCCUGUGUUAAUCCUAUAACCCAUUUGUAUGAUCAGCAAACUAUUUGCCUUUUCUACCUUCUCAUUAUGAAGGGUGGAUGAUUGGACAUGGGCGCCUCUUCUUUGACUAUGAUGAUUAGUUCUACAAGAUAUGUGCCUUACCAGACUAUCGACUCUUUUUACAUCCCAAAUAUUGACAUGAAUCCCUGUCUGAUUUUGAGGCACAUUUUAAUUUUGAUGUGAAAUUUAACAUGAUUUGUCUCUUCCCCCGUGUCACUGUUGUAGUUUGUACGCUUCUGCCAUCCAAGUUUUGCCUUUUUCAGUUGCUGUUCAAUUUGUGGAGUUUUACUUCCCCCCCUUCCCCGUUAAAUUCACUGUGGUUGUUGUGGAGAGGUGAACAAUAUGAGAUUGAAGUUGAAUCAGUCUUUUUUAUUUUAAUUUUAGCUCAUUUAGACCAUGUUGCUUGAAGGUUUCUUGUAGAGGAACAACCAACAACACUGAUUUUUUAACCCUGGUUAUUUUUCCUUUUUUUUGUUUAGUUUACACAUUUACUAAAAUAGUCUUAAUGUUUCUGUUCUUUAUAGGUUAUACUUCCCUUGUUUUUCAUCACAUUCAUGUACAUGGGUAGGAGGUGAGAGGUUUUCUAUGCAUCUACUGCCUGUUCUCUCUAGUUCUUGGAAUAAAACCUACGUAAUACUUUUACUAAUUUGAACUGCACUUAACGGUCACGAUAUUGUCAUACACAUGACAAAGCAAAUGUUAUGACUGUUUUGAAACACACAGUUCUAGCGAAGUGUUACCAAAAGAAGAAAAAAAAUGCUUUUGCAUGUGUUGGAAGAGGUUAGCGAAGUAGAACCUGUUGUGAAGUCAACGUGUUGCUGUUUAGAGGGACAACCCCUGGUUGGGACCAAAGUCUGUGCCUUUUCGUCUUUCAUUUACAGUUGUAUCACAAAGGAAAAAGAAUCAACAUUUUAAUGAACCCCCUCUGAUAUAUUUUGUGUAUCGGGGAGGAGAGAAAAAAAUAAGGUAAGGUACGGGACACGAUUCAUUAUCAACGACAUUAAUUCCUUAUACAUUUAUUUUAAGCAGACCUACACAUAAUAACCAUUAUGGUUAAGAAUCUCUCAACUUGCUGGAUAAACGUAUGUUUUCAAGAGAGAAAAAGUGUCUUUUCUAUAUUGGUUACAUUUUUUACAUCUCUGGAAAUGUAAGAUUCAGAUAUAGUUUGGAAGCGGCACGAUUAAAAUAAUUUUCUAACAAAAAAGUCGGGAGAUUUGGUCGGACGUGUUUUAGAUGUUUCUCUUCUAUCGUGUGUGUGUGAGUGUUCUGCUUUUCCUCUGUAGCAUGUUCAAUAAACUUCUGUAGCUCUUCA
Molecule: messenger RNA, 3796 nt
Organism: Oncorhynchus masou masou (cherry salmon)
Lineage: Eukaryota; Metazoa; Chordata; Actinopteri; Salmoniformes; Salmonidae
Product: polypyrimidine tract-binding protein 2-like
Exons: 13
Coding region: 87-1670 (527 amino acids)
Biological process (GO): regulation of RNA splicing; mRNA processing
Cellular component (GO): nucleus
Molecular function (GO): mRNA binding
Source: RefSeq, a predicted model, not a curated record